AUGGCUUCAUCACACAGGUUGUUUCAAAGCAUUAAUGUUAUUUUCUUUCUUCUAUCCAUUUGGAGCACUCCUCAUGUCCAUUGCCAAAGCAACAUAUUUUCAAUUUCUGAUUUUGGUGCCAUUUCCGAUGCCCAAACAGAUAGCAAACAGGCUAUUUUAAAUGCAUGGAACCAAUCUUGUGCAACUAAUGGAGGCACAAUUGUUGUUCCAAAAGGAAAUUAUCUACUAAGUGAUGUUGAAUUACUAGGGCCAUGCAUUGGCACCACCAAAUUUGUACUAGAUGGGACCCUAAUUGCCCCCGAAGUUCCUACUCCCAACAUCGAAUACUGGAUCAUGUUCCGUGCGCUUGAUAGCCUCUCCAUAUCCGGCACUGGCACCUUAGACGGAAACGGAGCCUCCUAUUGGAAAACCAACAAUCCCGACAUCAUAACGUCAUUGGUGCUGGAGCACGUAAACGACUUGAGCAUAAGCGGCAUUCAUUCGGUCAACAGCAAAAAGUUCCACGUCAGCAUCCACAACUGCAACGGCGUAGCCAUCACCAACAUCCACGCCACCGCCCCGGCCGACAGCCCCAACACCGACGGCAUCCACCUGCAAGCCUCCAGCACCAUCACAAUCUCCGGGUCAAGCUUCGCCACGGGAGACGACUGCAUCUCCAUAGGAGAAGGAGUGGCCAACGUGAACAUCACCGAAGUCAACUGCGGGCCGGGCCACGGCAUCAGCAUAGGCUCCCUAGGGAAGUAUCCUGAUGAGAAGGAAGUGAGUUCAAUUCGUGUCACCAAUUGCAAUUUCACAGACACGCAGAACGGGAUGAGGAUCAAGACGUUCGGCCCUUCGCCGCCAGGCCUUGUUUCGGAUGUCAGUUUUGAGGGAAUUAGAGUGAAUAACGUGGACAAUCCGAUCAUCAUUGAUCAGCAUUACUGCCCUCACUCGGAAUGCGAUGGCGAUUCGAGUGUUUCGAUACAAGGUGUGAAGUUUAUCGACGUUCGUGGGACGUCGAGUGCACCGACAGGGGUGAAGAUUCUAUGCAGCAGAUUGCAGCCUUGCAAAGACAUUGAGUUGAUAGGGGUUAGCUUGACCUACGAUGGGCAGCCAACUACAGCAAUUUGCUCUUCAGUUCAUCUCAACUUUCGUGGGACUAACCAAAUUCCUUCAACUUGUUCAUGA
Molecule: messenger RNA, 1167 nt
Organism: Salvia splendens (bonfire salvia)
Lineage: Eukaryota; Viridiplantae; Streptophyta; Magnoliopsida; Lamiales; Lamiaceae
Product: exopolygalacturonase
Exons: 3
Coding region: 1-1167 (388 amino acids)
Biological process (GO): carbohydrate metabolic process
Molecular function (GO): polygalacturonase activity
Source: RefSeq, a predicted model, not a curated record